This is a messenger RNA of Hevea brasiliensis (rubber tree), 959 nucleotides long. RefSeq names its product zinc finger protein 2-like. Gene Ontology annotation, biological process: negative regulation of abscisic acid-activated signaling pathway. The record is from RefSeq and is a predicted model, not a curated record. Bases 314 to 775 code for a protein of 153 amino acids. NCBI's taxonomy places the organism in Eukaryota, Viridiplantae, Streptophyta, Magnoliopsida, Malpighiales, Euphorbiaceae. The transcript has a single exon.
CACACUAACAGUGCCAUCCCUUUUACCUUAUAUCUUGCUUGCUAUAUGUGGUUUGCUGAAACAGUGAACCCCUGUGCCUCUUAUAUUGCAAGACAAACCUUCUUCUUUGUUAUUAUAUCUAUUCUCCGCCUCUCUUCUCUUUUCUCUUCAAUAGGCCUUCCCCUUUCUUGCUUUAUUCCUACAUACAUACUCCUCUCUCUUUCUCUCUCUCUCAUAUUAUCGUCAUCACUUCUCUUCAUUUGUUACAUCAAGCUAUCUAGCCCAUCUCUUGCCGUGUACAAUUUACUUUUUAUCCUCAUCACUUUCUGGGGCCAUGGAUUUCCAACCCAAAAAUCAACUAAACCUAGAACUUGUCCUCGAGCUUUCCUCUUCUUCUUCCACUUCACCUCGUAGUCCUGCAGAGCCUCGGGUUUUCUCUUGCAACUAUUGUCAAAGAAAGUUUUACAGCUCUCAGGCUCUUGGUGGUCACCAAAAUGCUCACAAGCUCGAGAGAACCUUAGCCAAAAAAAGCAGAGAGCUAAGUUCAGCUGUCCGAGCUCAUGGAGGGUCUAACUCUCGGUCUGGAUCAUCUAGCAUGGGUGGGUUCAACCAUGUUCUAGGUAAUCAAGCAGCUUUUGAUCACCAUGGACAUGCUGGUAGGUUUGUUGAUGAAAUGGGAUAUGGAAGGAGGGAGAUGAAUUAUGGUGGUUCUAGAGAUGGUUCUUGGUCCAUGGGUUACAGACCUGAAAAUGUUCAAGAAGAGUUAAGCCAACUUGAUUUAUCUUUAAGACUUUGAUCAAAUUGCACUUUGUAAUUUUUUGUUUUUAUUAAAAUUUUUCCCUCUCGAAUGUUUUAUAUAUAUAUGCAAGAUAUUUCUAAUUUCAGCUAGAAAAGAAAAUGGUGAGUACUGAAUCAUGAAAACUGUACCAAAUUUCUUUGGAAAGAAGGAAAAUUAAAUAGGAGAUGCUAUUUUUUUUUUC